AUGUUUGGAAUUCCUUUUCCUGGAGCAUUUGGUCAUUUUGCUUUUCAAGAUGCAGAUUUUGAAGAUGAAUUUGAAGAUUAAUUUGCAUCUGAAGAUGUAGAUAAUAAAGAACUAUAUGAAAUAUUAGAAAUUCCUCAUUAAUCAGAAAUUAGUGCUGUUAAAUAAGCUUAUAAAAAUUUAGCCAAGAAGUAUCAUCCAGAUAAAAUAGGAGGUGAUGCAUAAAAAUUCUAAUUGAUUUAAAAGGCAAAUGAAGUAUUAUCAGAUGCAGAAAAAAAGAAAGUUUAUGAUAAAUAUGGAAAAUAAGGAUUGCUUAAAUAGUUAAAUGUAAAAAGUAAUAAAUUCAAAAAAUGUGAACCAUAUAAAUUAAAUCAUAAAAUAGCAUUAAAAGAUGUAGCCUUAGGAGCAUAUCAUAAAAAAACCAUAAAUAAUAUUAAAAGAUCCUGUGAAGAAUGUUAAGGAUAAGGGGGAAAGUAAUUAGUAACUUGUCUUUCAUGUAAAGGUUAAAAAAUAGUAUAGAUGGCAGUAGAAGUUUAACCUGGUAUAAAUAUGUUACAACAAGCACCCUGUCCUGAUUGUAGAGGGUAAAAAUAUAAUUAGGUUUCCUAUUAGAAAAGGAAAAGCUAUUACAAAAGAUGAUGAAUGCAAGAUAUGCAAUGGAUUAGGUAAUGUUGAAGGAGUUGUUGAAAUUGAAAUACCUAUUGAAAAAGGAGUUCCUGAUUAAUAUUGUGUAAAGUUAUAUGGCAAAGGAAAUUCUAAAGUAUUCUAUUUUAUGAUUAAAUUAGGUUGGAUCUGAAACAGGAGAUAUUCAUGUUUAUCUUGAAAUUGAAUAAGAUCCUAAAUUUAUUAGAAAAGGAAUUGAUUUAUUUUAUUAACAUACUCUAUCUCUGAAGGAAGCUUUAGUUGGUUUGAAUUUUGAAUUAGAAACUUUGGAUGAAAAGAUAAUUAACAUUACUACUGAUAAAAUAAUAAAGCCUAAUUAAAUAUUAACCAUAAAAGAUAAAGGAUUACCAACAUUUAAAGAUGAACUUCAUUUUGGAGAUUUGCAUAUCUAAUUUUAUAUUGAUUUCCCUAAAGAACUUGAUAAGAAUGUUACUUAAAAAUUAGCUGAGGUAAAUUUAAUGAUAUUAAUAAGAGAUAUUACCAGGACCUUCUUUUACACCUAAAUCUAAUAGUAUUCAAUUAAGUGAAUUUUAAUUUGAGGAUUUUGAAAAACAUCAAGCAAAAUUAGAAGAAAAUGAUGAUGAUGAGCAAAAUCAGAAUGGAAUUGAAUGUUCAAUGUUUUGA
Paramecium sonneborni is the source of this 1284-nucleotide messenger RNA. The record is from the annotation of a GenBank genome assembly. Lineage: Eukaryota; Ciliophora; Oligohymenophorea; Peniculida; Parameciidae.